Molecule: messenger RNA, 6669 nt
Organism: Pomacea canaliculata
Lineage: Eukaryota; Metazoa; Mollusca; Gastropoda; Architaenioglossa; Ampullariidae
Product: adenylate kinase 9-like
Biological process (GO): nucleobase-containing compound metabolic process
Cellular component (GO): cytoplasm; mitochondrion
Molecular function (GO): ATP hydrolysis activity; ATP binding; AMP kinase activity
Source: RefSeq, a predicted model, not a curated record
CCGCAGAUUAUUCAGCGCGGUUCUACCAGAGUAAUAGGUUCCAUGGAAACGAUGCCAAAAUGGCGGACAACAGCAAAGGAACAAAUAAAAAUCUCACACACCAUGUGUGCUGUUACCGUUGAUCAACGUGCCCAUGAGCUGUACAAUCUCAAAAGGCGGGCCAUAUAUUUAUUGCAGAAAAUUUAAAUGUUCGAAAAUCUCUCGGUAUGACAGAUGAAAGUGUCCAGAUGGAUAUUAUGGAACACAAAGAGAGAAGAAGCAUCACACAAGCUCCAGGUGAAACCUACAUCACCAACCUGGAUGCGGUUAGUGUGGCUGAUCCCUCACAUGUGCCUGACGAGAUAAAAGCCAUGCUGAAAAACAUGGAUGCAGACCCCUUUUCGGAAGAUGAGACAGAGUUGCGUUUCCUGCUGUCCAAACCAACAUGUUUUAUCAUCCUGGGCAAACCUGGUGUUGGGAAGACAGCUCUUGCCAGAAGGCUUGCUCAGGAGUGGAAGUGUGUGCUUAUUAACUCAACUGACAUCUUACUGGAAAAUAUGGAGCUACAUACAGAGAUGGGGCAGCGCUGUGCAGAGAUGCUGACUCGUGGAGAGGCAGUUCCUGAAAACAUUGUGAUCCAAUUGAUCAAGGAGAAAAUUGACUCACCAGAAGUUGCCCAUCAUGGAUACGUUUUAGAUGAUUUCCCCUGCAUGUCUGAGGCUACUUUAACAAUACAUGACCAACUGGAGCUGGUCAAGAGCUGGAAACUGAAACCAGAUUUUAUCAUCAACAUUCGGCUACCUGACAAGGAUUUGGAACGAAGACUGCUGGGCCAAAAAGUGGAUCCGGUGACAGGAGACAUCUACACCAGGGAAGUUUACGCACCAGAAAAACCAGUUAAACCUAUUACCAAAAAGGAGGGAGAGGAAGAAGAAGAGGAGGAGGAGGAGCAUGCAGAAGAGGAAGAAAUGGAGGAGGAAGAACACCUAGCUGAACUUCCAGUAGAAAUCUUGGAACGGCUGAUCCGUAGGCCAGAAGACAUGCAACAGCAGGUGGAAAAGGAAAUCACCUACUUCAAGGAAAAUAUGCUCCGACUGAUUGAGGACUAUAUGGCUGAUCACAAUCAACAGUACCUUGUAGAACUGGAUGGGAACCAGCCACUUGACAUUCUUCUUAAGCAAGUGAUACAGAAGAUGAACUGCUUUGUUGUUCGGCCGGCUGCUGCACCAAUCCUUCUCCAGGGGGAGGAAGAGGAAGAAACACCUGAAGACAUUGACACAGAUGAAUUGAUGCGUUCUUUGGCAUCAAGGAAGAUGUUAGCACCCCGUUUCCGUUGGCGACGGAGCCGUUGGCUGCGUUACUGUCCCGUAGCACUGUUUGAAGGAAGCAAAGUUCUGGGUAAACCAGAUCAUGCUGUCAGUUUUCUGGACAAGAUGUACUGUUUCUCAAGUCCAGAGGCCAUGGAAAAGUUCAUGAGAAAUCCUCGCCCAUACCUCCUUCCACCGCAGCCCCGCCCACCUUGCAAGAUUGUUGUUCUGGGCCCACCUGUUUCAGGAAAAUCCUCCGUAUGUGCCCUUCUUGCCCAGAAAUACAAUGCCAAGGUGUUGAAGGUUGAAGAGAUCAUAAAGCCUUCUCUGAAGGAAGAAAAGGAGAAGCUGCUGCACAAAGUGAAGACUGAGACAACAGAAGCGGCCAUUCAGGCCAUCAAAACAAAGAUUAAAGAGCAGCUGGAGGCGGAAAUGCAGGCAAAAGAGGAAGCAGCUAGACUUGCAGCAGAAAUUGCUGCCAAAGAAGCAGAGGAGAGAGCAGCAGUGGAAGCAAAAGAGAAAGAGGAGCAGGAAGAAAGAAGCAAGACAGAAGUUAAGGACAACAUGGAGACAGACAAACUUGAAGAGGAGGAACCAGUUCCUCCACCUGAGCCUACAGAACCAGUUCCUCCACCUGAGCCUACAGAACCAGUUCCUCCACCUGAGCCUACAGAACCAGUUCCUCCACCUGAGCCUACAGAACCGGUUCCUCCAUCUGAGCCCGAAGAACCUGUACCUCCACCUGAGCCUGAGGUGGAUGCCACCCACCCUGAGGUGGUCAGUAUGGUCACAGCAGCUGUGGCUGAAGCUGAGAAGCAGGAAAUCACCUUGCCAGCUGAGGUUAUUGUUGAGCUUAUGGAGGCUGCCAUUGCUGAUGCAGAACACAAGAUGGCAAAUGAGCAGCCUUCAGGACCCUUAAAGGGUGGUUGGAUUCUGGACAACUUUCCAUCCACCCGAGAACAAUGGAAUGUCUGUAUUGAGAAAAAUUUGCUGCCUGAUGAUGUGAUUGAGCUCAACGACACUAGCGAGAAUGGCAUGUUCUUGACAACACGUUACUACACAGUGAACAGGGACUACAUUGUUGGCAAGGCCCAGGAGCGUCUAAUGCUGGCUGAGAUGGAAAAGCAACGGAUAGCAGAGGAAAAACGACGCCAAGAAGAAGAAGAAAGAAGAAUUGCUGAAGAGUUGAGGAAGGCAGAGGAAGAGGCAAAACGAGCAGAAGAAGAGGCAAAACAAGCAGAAGAAAAGGCAAAGCAAGCAGAAGAGGCAGGUCAAGAAGCUAACGACGGACAAUUAAAUGAAGAAAAAAGUCCUGCAGAAAAAGAUCCUGCAGAAAAAGAUCCUGCAGAAAAAGAUCAGGAGGUUGAAGAUGAAUCAGCAAAAGUCAAAGAAAAUAUAGAGGAGAAAGCUGUGGAAAAGAUAGAGGAGGUUGAAAUAAAAACAGACGUGGCUCCCAAGGAAAAAACACCAGGAGCAAGUUUAGAGAUGGAGGGCGCUAUUGACGUGUUGGUUGAUCAGGAUACUGAUGAGAUUAAAAUACCUGAGGGGCCUGAGAUGGAACUUUAUUACAAGCAAAGACAGGAGUAUGACAAAGAACUUGAAACUGUCAAUGGUAUCAUCUCUGGUGGGACAUCUUUGGAGCCUCUUGUAAUUAACAUCUGCUCCAGGUCUCUGGAGGAAAUCCUUGAGGAGAUCACUCAAGGAAUUGAAAGUGGUCUGAUCUACCGUGGUGGGGCGUAUUCAAGUGCAGACCAGGAAGAGGAAGAGAUGGAAGCCACUGGUGAAAAGAAGAAGAAGAGGAGGCAGAAUCUGAGGCUGAAGAUACAGAGGUAUCUUGCUGAAGUGAACCCCAGCAGAAAUCCCAAGAAACCUCUUGGUGAGUCUAGUUUUUUCUGCCCUGUGACACUGAAAGAGACCAAUGUGCUCUUUCCUGGCGACCCGGAGAAUGCAGUUCGUUACAGAGAAAAACUUUACUACUUUUCAUCCAGUGACACCCGAGACCAGUUUCUUCAAAACCCAUUGAGCUAUAUAAGUAAAGACAAACCACUGCAGCCUCCUCCUUUGCGGCUUGUAAUUCUUGGUCCUCGAGGCUCAGGCAAGACUCUGCAUGGACGUCACCUUGCAGAAAAACUGGGUCUCUUUCACAUUGCCUUCACGGAACGUCUUCAGGAGCUGAUUAUUGCCAAAACCAAGAAGAAGAUUGGACCUAAGUAUGAGGAAGGAGAAAAGGAAGCAGAAGAGGAGGAGGAGGUUGAAUCAGGAGAUGAGGAAGAUGUGAAGGAAAAGACAGAGGAUGAUGGAGAAGAUGAAAAUAAAUCUGUAAAGCUUUCUCCUGAUGCUGUGGAAGGAGCCACAGAUGCUACAGCAGAAGAGGCAGAGGUUGAAUUGACGGAAAUGGAGGAAGCUAUCAAAAGUAGUCUCGAAGCUAAUGAGUCACUGGCACCAGAGUUCCUGGAGACUAUUGUCCCACAGUGGUGGCAUAAAGAACCUUUCAAGUCCACUGGCUUUAUUCUGGAAGAAUUUCCACGUUCACCCGAGGAGGCUCGCUUUCUGAGUGAAAAUGGAUUGUUUCCAGAUGCUGCAAUAAUCCUACGUGUAUCAGAUGGGGAUGUGAUCGGCCGCCUUCUUCCACCCAAAAUGGACAAAUGGCGUGCCAAGAGGGACAAGAUGUUGGAAAAGAAAAAACGCAAAAAGGAUAAAGCAAAAAAGAAAAGGGAUGCUGCAAUACAGAAGAGGCGUGAAGAGCUCCUCAAAGAAAGGGAGGAAAGACAAGCAGAACGUGCAGCAGAAAAGGCAGCAAACAGGGAGGGUGACUCUGAUAACGAGGAUGAGGAUGAGGCAGCUAAUGAGGAGGGAGAAGAAGAUGAGGAGGAAGAAGAUAUUGAAGCAAUCCUGGCUGAAGAAUUUGAGCCAGAAGCAGAAGAGGAAGAGGAAGAGGAGGAGCUGGAGCCGGAUGCAAUGGAGAGGAUGCGAAAUGAACUGACUGAGGCUUAUGAAGAUCAAAACAGCAAAGUGGAAUCUGUUCAGGAAACUUUAACUGAACUUCUUAUCCCCAAGCUCAUAAUUGAAGCAGGCCGGAAGAAUCACAUUGUUCGUUACAUCCUCAACAAAAAACUGAAGCCCUACGUGGAGUUUCGACAAAGUCUUUUUGAGCGUGUUUAUCCAAUCAGUGAGCAACUAGCACAGCAGAUGAUUCGCACCGGAUACAAACAACCAAGUUGCUUUGGCCGAUGGUGUCCAGUGAAGCUUCAUGAAGGAGACUGCAUCCAACCCAUGAAUGGUCCGGGCUAUGCAAGCUACCCAUGUAUCUACAGACAGCACAUCUACUACCUGAGCUCCAAGUCAGCACGUGACACCUUCGUGGCCAACCCCUUGACAUACCUGAAGCAACCUAGCCCUAAGCCAGUUGUGCCUAUUCGUAUUGCCAUCAUUGGGCCACCCAAAUCAGGCAAAACAACCUUGUCCAAUCGAUUUGUAGAGGAGUAUGGUGUUGUUCGACUGUCUAUUGGUGAGGCCAUGCGAAGGGUGCUUCAGACACAGCCAAAGUCUGAAUUGGCACAGUUAAUGAACCAGUGUCUUUAUCAGGGGAAAGUGGUUCCAGACGAACUACAGGUGCAGUCACUGGAGGUUUGCCUGCUGGACAUGAACUGUCAGACACGGGGCUAUGUUCUGGAUGGUUAUCCCAUAACAAAGAAACAAGUGGACCUGAUGAAUCAGCGCAGUAUCAUUCCUGUUAGGGUCAUUGAGUUGGAGAUGAACAGUAAUGAGGUCAUGGUCCGAGGCACCAAGGACAGACUAUCACCAGCAAGAACUUUUCCAAUGCAUGAUAGUGCCCAGAUAUUACAGACAAAACUAAUGUCAUUCAAGAAUGCAGAACAAGAGGUACAUGACUGGUAUGAGAAUGAACACAUGAACAUCAUGAAAAUUGAUGCUUUGCAGUCCAAGUGGAUGAUCUGGAAUCGUGCACUUGAGAUUGUACAGGCUGCUGUUAUACAGAUACAGACAUACUUGCAACGCAUUGAUCAAGGCAAGGCAGCUUCCAUUGCAGACAUGUGCAUCAGGCCCACCGAGUUCGAGCAACGAGUGGGUGAUUUUGGACAGUACUGUCCCGUCAGUCUGGCACUGUAUGGGGAGCUUAUUGACUGUGCCACCAAGCGUGAACUUACUUAUGCUGCCGAGUUCAGAGGUCACUACUAUAAAAUGAAGGGCAAAAAGGAACUGGAUCAAUUCUUAGCAGAUGCAGAGGCAUAUGUGCCACCACGAGCUCCACGAAAGCUACCUCCACCAGAGUUGUUGCCAAAGCGACGAAGACCCGAGGAAGUAAAAUCAUUAAGGGAAACGGAACUACAAGGCUACUGUCCAGUGACCUUCUUGGAUGGAAAGUGCAUGUAUGAAGCCAUUGUGCCAGGGGACCCAGAUCUGAUUGUUGAGUACAAGGACAAAGUUUAUUAUUUGGAAUCUGAAGAGAAGCUGCUGAAAUUUAUGAGUCUGCCUGAGAAGUACUGGAAUCUAAAACUGCCACACAAACUGCCACCCCACAAAAAGCCGAUGCCACUAACUGGCCUUCCAAUGUUGGGAUACAUGGAGCAAGGGGUAGCCACAGCGCUGAUUGCUGCCCUCACAGCAGCUGGCAACUUUAAGCCCAAGUAUCCGUUCAUCUCAUCCACCCGUUCAGCCCUGCUCUAUGUGGCUUAUCACUUGAAAGCCUUCAACCCCAAAAGUUCUGAUUACAUACGCAAGAAGUAUAAGCAGAAACUGCGUCAGUUCGAAGAAACCUGCAACCUCAUCCGAUACCUUGGUAACAAUAUGACAGUGCGAUACCGUGACCCCAGUGAACGACCUGCAGACUUUGAUUCAAAGAUGGAAGUUUUCUUUGCUCUGAAAGGGACUGAGCCCACACCAACAUGGAUAGCAUAAAGAAGCGCUGUAAAGAGUGUAUAAAGGCACUCAGAUGUGCAUAUUUGUACAGCAAGUGCAAGCCAUGCAAAGAUUAUUUCUCUCUCUCUGUGCACACUUUUGACAUGAGAGACCGUUUCACAUUUAAGUCUCAAUGAUUACUGACAAACUUUCACAUAAAUCUAUUGUAUUGUUUUCAAUGUAAAUAACAAAUAAGAGUGUCUGCGUGAAAUUAUGAACAUAGGAUUGACUAUGAUUAGCAGUGAUGUUACAUAUCAAAUGAAAAUUAACCAUCGUAUUAAACACAAGCAAGUCUGUGGCUUGUAGAUGAAGAUAUUUUUUUUACAUGUUAUCUGCACAAAUAUUAAAUUGUCAAGGCUCAUCUGAAAGAUGUUUUAUUUUCAGCUUGAAAAAUGUUAUUCUUGUUUUUCACUAUAUCUUGGAGAUGCUUACAAGGUUUGUAUUAAACUCUACAACUUUGGAAAAA